This is a messenger RNA of Symbiodinium pilosum, 195 nucleotides long. Lineage: Eukaryota; Dinophyceae; Suessiales; Symbiodiniaceae. The record is from the annotation of a GenBank genome assembly.
AUGACCCCCGAAGCCUCCAUCCCGCUGCACAACAUCUACAUCGAGACUUGGAUGAGGUUCGACUACAACCCGCAAGGGCGGAGGAAUCACAAGAUCUCCGUGUGGAAAUAUGAAGAGGAUGUCUACUAUCUCAUGCAGAUUGACAAGUUUGGCCGACGUUUUUACCACCGAGGCUUUCCCACUGCCCGGAUGUAA